AUGGAGUUUUGCGGAUGGAGAUUCUGGCAUUCUGCACAGCCGCCAUUGCGACUAGCUCGGCUUUUUCUCCCGCGGCUUUCUCAAAUUCUGCUGCUCUUCUCCAUCGGCAUCCCUGGUGGCCUAGGCUGGCACAACUGGCUGGACCUUGCUGGAGUCCUGCGGCUGUGGACAAGUUGGACAUGGCAAACCUGCAAGGCUGGGCCAAUUCCAUUUUCGAUGAAAUGGAUGAUGGAGCAGAACAGAAGCUGUCCUUGUCUUGGCUUUCAUGCGGCAGCGUGUAACAAGCGACCAGUGGGUGAGUGGGUGGGUGGGAUGUGCAUGCGAAUGGGCAGCCCUACCAGGCGAAACCUACCGUGUCCAGACGAAAUGGCAGAGAGAUCUUUCGACAGUUACACCCGCCAGAACAGGGAAAGCAAGAAGGGCCCCUCAGCAACAAAAUAA
Molecule: messenger RNA, 441 nt
Organism: Colletotrichum costaricense
Lineage: Eukaryota; Fungi; Ascomycota; Sordariomycetes; Glomerellales; Glomerellaceae
Exons: 2
Coding region: 1-441 (146 amino acids)
Source: RefSeq, a predicted model, not a curated record